AUGAUGGAGUUUCACAAAACAAUUCUUACCCUUGUUCUGUUUUUCAUAAGAUUUUCAUUGUUGAUUGGAGCUACUUCAAACACUAAGCAUUACAUUGUUUAUGUGGGUCAUCAUUCCCAUCCCAACUCAGAAGCUGUCAUUAGAGCAAACCAUGAGAUUCUUGCUUCAGUUGUUGGAAGUGUUGAGAAAGCACAAGCUUUAUCACUUCACCAUUACAGUAAGAGUUUCCAAGGUUUCUCGGCCAAGCUUACACCCGAGCAGGCUCAACUACUUGCAGAGAAUGAGGCAGUGGUUUCGGUUUUUGUGAGCAAGAUGAAGAAGUUGGAUACAACACAUUCAUGGGAUUUUCUUGCUAUAGAUUCUGUAAACCAAUAUAACCACCUAUCAAUGGACUCGAAAUCAAACAUCAUCGUUGGUGUUAUUGAUGGCGGAGUUUGGCCAGAGUCAAAGAGCUUUAGUGAUAAGGGAUUAGGCCCUGUCCCGAAAAGAUUCAAGGGAGAAUGUGUUACCGGCGAGAAUUUUACACUAGCCGACUGCAACAGCUGUAGGAAAAUCAUAGGAGCUAGGUUCUAUUACAAGGGAUUCGAAGCAGAAUUCGGUGCUCUUGAAUCCUUUGGCAAGCCCUUCUUUCGAUCAGCUCGGGACAGUGAUGGUCAUGGAUCACACACAGCCUCAACAAUAGGAGGAUCAGUGGUUGACAAUGUCAGCUAUUUCGGAAUAGCAAAAGGCACAGCAAGAGGUGGUGCUCCAAGUGCCAGGCUUGCUAUCUACAAGGCUUGUUGGUUUGAUUUAUGUAGCGAUGCAGAUAUUCUCGCUGCUCUAGAUGAUGUAAUUCAUGAUGGAGUUGAUGUAGUCUCUCUUUCGCUCGGUCCUGAUCCUCCUCAGCCGAUUUAUUUUGAAGAUUCCAUCUCUGUUGGAACUUUCCAUGCAUUCCAGAAAGGGAUUUUCGUUUCUGCUUCUGCUGGAAAUUCCGGUCUUCCUAGCACUGCUAGCAAUGUUGCUCCUUGGAUCUUCACUGUUGCUGCAAGCACUGUCGAUAGAGAGUUCCCUACUAAUGUCUAUCUAGGAAAUUCAAGAGUUCUAAAGGGUUCAUCUAUAAAUCCACUGAAGAUGGACGGCUUUUUCAGCUUGAUCGAUGGGAGUGCUGCAGCUGCCAAAGGUAUCCCAAGUGAGAACGCCAGCUUUUGCAAUAACAAUACUCUAGAUAGCAACUUAAUUAAGGGGAAAAUUGUGGUGUGCACUCUCGAGGCUGUCACCGAUAGCAGAAGAGAAAAGGGCUUGUUUGUACAACAAGGCGGUGGAGUUGGAAUGAUCCUCAUAGAUCCUGUGCUCAAAGAUGUCGGUUUUCAGUUUGUCAUCCCCGCUACUCUGAUUGGUCAAGAAGCAGCAAUAGAGCUUCAAGAUUACAUUAAGACAUCAAAGAAUCCAACAGCUAAAAUCGGUAGAACCAAAACAAUUCUACACACUAAACCAGCACCCGAAGUGGCAGCCUUCUCUUCUGCAGGACCAAAUAUUAUAAGUCCAGACAUUAUCAAACCCGAUAUUACAGGACCAGGAGUGAACAUUUUAGCAGCAUGGUCUCCCGUUGCAGUUGAAUCAACUGGUGGAAGGUCUGUUGAUUUCAACAUAAUCUCCGGGACAUCCAUGUCUUGCCCACAUGCAUCUGCAAUUGCAGCCAUUAUAAAAUCCUACCGACCUUCAUGGAGUCCUGCAGCCAUAAAAUCUGCAAUAAUGACAACAGCAACUGUCCUCGAUAACACUAAACGCCUCAUUGGAAGAGAUCCAAAUGGCAUACAAGCCACACCUUUCGAUCAUGGAUCAGGACACAUAAACCCAGUUGCAGCUAUAGAUCCUGGACUUAUAUACGAUUUUAAUUCUCGUGACAUUAUAGAUUUUCUAUGUAGCACCGGUGCAAGCCCUUCACAGCUGAAAAACCUCACGGGACAUAUAAUCUAUUGCCAGAAUCCUCCAAUACCUUCCUACAACUUUAACUAUCCUUCAAUCGGUGUGUCCAGUCUCAAUGGAAGUUUAUCUCUUUACAGGACUGUAACUUAUCAUGGAAAUGGUUCAACUGUCUAUGUUCCAUGUGUGGAUUCCCCGACGGGUGUUAAUGUGGUAGUUUACCCAACUAAACUGAAGUUUACAAAUGCCGGGGAAAAGAAGACCUUUAAAGUCAAACUCACCCCCAUGGCGAGCAGCAAUGGAAGCUUUGUGUUUGGAGCUUUGACAUGGAGUAAUGGUAUCCAUAAUGUUAGGAGUCCAAUCGCCCUCAAUGUAGUUUAA
Messenger RNA from Cannabis sativa, 2283 nucleotides. RefSeq names its product subtilisin-like serine-protease S. The record is from RefSeq and is a predicted model, not a curated record. Gene Ontology annotation, biological process: proteolysis. The coding region runs from base 1 to 2283 and encodes 760 amino acids. Gene Ontology annotation, molecular function: serine-type endopeptidase activity. Lineage: Eukaryota; Viridiplantae; Streptophyta; Magnoliopsida; Rosales; Cannabaceae. The transcript has 11 exons.